Molecule: messenger RNA, 1662 nt
Organism: Paramacrobiotus metropolitanus
Lineage: Eukaryota; Metazoa; Tardigrada; Eutardigrada; Parachela; Macrobiotidae
Product: BTB/POZ domain-containing protein 1-like
Exons: 5
Coding region: 593-1039 (148 amino acids)
Biological process (GO): neurogenesis
Cellular component (GO): cytosol
Molecular function (GO): protein binding
Source: RefSeq, a predicted model, not a curated record
UUCUGUUGUAGACUUUUCAAUUUAUGCCUUCCAGUUUUUUCUUCACUUUUGCAUUCUUUUUGACACUGAGAAAUUUGGAAAAAGAUUAUAAUCAAUAGGUUAACACUAACUCGCCUUCUGUUGACACUAAUUAUUAUUAGACACUACUGCACGAGUAGCCUUAUUGUAGCAGUCUGCUACACUUCGAUAAUAUCGAACGUUCUCCAGACUCCAGACUCGCUCUCGUCCAAGUUGGAUUGCGCAGUGGCGCAGUUAGUGCUGGAUCAUGUCCCAACCAUCGUUCAUCAGUGCAGAGCGUCGAGGCACGGUUCCUCACAUCGCCAGUCGGAUGAAGGCCGUCUUGGCUAACGGAGAGCUCAGCGAUAUUGAAUUUGCCGUGGGACGCGAGCAUGGGGAUGUGAAGAUGUUUCCAGCCCAUAAGUGUGUGCUGCUUUGCCACACGACGAAUGCAUAUGCUGAUAUGCAUGUCUUGACUCCUGACAUCACUAUGUAAAUGCUGCAGGUUCGCUCUGAGCAUCAGCAGCGAUGUAUUCUACACCAUGUUUCACGGGAGCUUGGCUAAACGCGACGCAACCAUUAUUUCCAAAUUCCAAUGCCUGAAAUCCUCCCCGAAGCGUUUGCUAACAUGCUCAGCUACAUCUACACCGAUUCUGUGGAGAAUCUGAAGCCUGAGAACGUCAUACAUACCCUGUACUGUGCGGACAAGUACGAUUUGCCUUUGGCGGACCGCUGCAUUAGCUUUGUCCUCGAGCAGAUGAAGCCUGAAAGCUGUCUGAUGUUCCUGGAAAAUGCGCUCCCUUGGACGCCCGAUUGUGACCAGAUUGUGGAGAAGUGCCUGGAUAUGGUGGAUGAAUUCACUAUGGCGGUUUUCCAGUCGGAUCACUUCACAGAGAUCGGAUUGAAGACGCUGGAGAUGGUUCUGCGACGGGAUACACUGUCGACGGAAGAGAACGUCAUCUACAUCGCUGUGGAAAAAUGGGCAAUAGCGGCUUGCGCUCGUCAGCAUCUAUCUGCCUUCAUCCGUUGCGAACCGUCGUAAAGUGUUGGGAGCAACUGGAAAUCGUAUAAGCUGAGAGAAGAGGUCUUUAUUUCCUGUACGAACGGCUACUGGCAUCCUGCAAGGGUUUGGGGAGAAAAUGAGCUCAAUCUCUCUCCGCUACGGGAGGAGAAGGUGGAACAAUCGGUGGGAAAAUUGUCCUCGCCAUCAGAAAACGUUCGUGCUGCGGAUAUUCUAAAGCGUAGCCAGCCACUGUAUGUUUACGUUGACGAUGCCGUUAAGGAAGCCAAGUAUGGUCAACAGCGCGCUGGAUUGCAUACGGUUAACGUCGCCGGCCGUGAAUACAGUGUGGAUUUUAUGCAGCUCAAGUUCUCCGACAGUCAGAUUGACGAGUGGAAGGCGGCCAAAAAGCCGUUUUGGGCUCUGGAUUAGAUGAGACAAUGCUGACAUCUCUUCGGUUGAUUAUAUUGUGAUGAGCUAAUACAAUUCUUUAGUGUUGUUAUUGUUGACAGGCCACGUACGUUGCGCCACGUUGGUUCGGUUCGGUUGUAGCUUGAAUGAGCAUUUUGGAAUUCGAUUGCUUUUUUUGUUUUUCUUGAUGCCGUGGAAUGCGGCGCAUUGUCGACUCGAAAAACGGUGGUAUCAGAAACACUGAACAUCCUAUG